Messenger RNA from Choloepus didactylus (southern two-toed sloth), 4340 nucleotides. It is a transcript of the gene TLE1, whose product is annotated as TLE family member 1, transcriptional corepressor. Gene Ontology annotation, cellular component: nucleus; transcription regulator complex. The coding region runs from base 1367 to 3811 and encodes 814 amino acids. Gene Ontology annotation, molecular function: protein binding; transcription corepressor activity. Lineage: Eukaryota; Metazoa; Chordata; Mammalia; Pilosa; Megalonychidae. The transcript has 21 exons. The record is from RefSeq and is a predicted model, not a curated record. Gene Ontology annotation, biological process: negative regulation of canonical Wnt signaling pathway; regulation of DNA-templated transcription.
GGGCGGGGCCGGCGCUGGUUAGCUCCCGAGUGUGAAACCGCGUGUUAAUGUAACCGGCGCGAGAAGCGCGGGCGGCGGCGGCUGGACCGGUGGCUGCGGGAGCAGCACUGGCGGAUACCCCGUGCCUCGCGCCCCCCAGGCGACCGACUGUGCCAUCUCCAUCCCCCACAAGGCCAGGCGUGAUCUGCGCCACCAGCCUAGACCUCCGCCGACCCGUGGUGAUCAUAGUCCCGCUGGCCACCCUUGCCGCGACUACUCCGGACUCGCCCGCGGAGUUUGCCCGCCGGGGAGGGAGGCUGGGCGGUGGAGUGUACGCCUGCUCUUCUCCCCACCAUCUCGUGGAUGUUGUACCUGGGGUCGUGAGAGAACUUUGCAGCGGGCUGGAGCGCCCUUUGCGAAAAGGCAAACGAAGGGAAGGGGAGGACCGAGGAAAGGGCUGGGAAGAAGGGUCCGAAGUGGCUAAGUCGGCCGUUCGGGGCCAUCUCGUACGGGGCGCAGUGCCCUGAUGCUCCCUGAGUUCGAGGAGCAUCGGGUGGCUGCGGGGCUGCCCUCCGUGGAAUAGCCCCGUCGGACCAGGAGGGUUUGUGCGACCGCGGAGAACACCCAGUGCCGGUCGGCGCGGGGCGUGCCGAGCCGCCUCUCGGCGCGUCCCCGCACUUUCUCCGCCUCGGCGUCAUCCCGCGCUUCCCGGCCUGGGCUGAGGCUGCGCAUCGCCGGGCGCGGAGCCUCUGCUGAGGUCCGACACUCGGUGUCCGCUGUCUCCCGGGAGCCCGCAAACGCUCGGCCAAAGGCUCAGCCCAGACCCACCCGGGUCAGGUCCUAUCGUUGCCGGCUUUGUGUGGGGUUAACCGGAGGCGCCGCUCCACCUGCACCUCCUCGCCCGCCGCCGCGGGGAAAAUCCGGAGAGGCGGACAGGAGAAAAGCAAAGAAAAGCAACCCUCCUGGAUUUGUUUGCCCGGGACGGGCGCCGUGCACGCUGAUCGCCGAAGGGAGCGCGGCGGGGGUCAGUAGGCCCGCACCUCCCCGCCCCGGCGGCUGAGGCCCGCGGGUUGGAGCGCAGCCCCCGCGCCUUCUCCCCGGGCGCUGGAGUCGCCGUGCAGUUUCUUGGAACAGCUGGGGCCCGGGCGCCGGGCGAUGUGGCCCUGAGCGCGGGAGCCCGCAGCGGCGAGAGCAGGAGUAGCCGCGGGCGCCGAGUGUCUGUGCGCCGGGCUGAGCGCGCCUGCGUGCGUGGCCAGCGCCCCCUCGCCCCCUGCGUGCCCAGCUUUUGCUUGGCUUCCGGGUUUGAUUUUCCUCGGUGGGAUUAAAGUUGGAAAUUGAGCGAAGAAUUGAGUUGCCCAGGAACAGAGCCGCGACCGCCGCCAGAGCUAUGUUCCCGCAGAGCCGGCACCCGACGCCGCACCAGGCUGCAGGCCAGCCCUUCAAGUUCACUAUCCCGGAGUCCCUGGACCGGAUAAAGGAAGAAUUCCAGUUCCUACAGGCGCAGUAUCACAGCCUUAAAUUGGAAUGUGAGAAACUGGCAAGUGAAAAGACAGAAAUGCAGAGACACUAUGUGAUGUAUUAUGAAAUGUCAUAUGGAUUAAACAUUGAAAUGCAUAAACAGACUGAAAUCGCCAAGAGAUUGAAUACGAUUUGCGCACAAGUCAUCCCAUUUCUGUCUCAGGAACAUCAACAACAGGUGGCCCAGGCAGUGGAACGGGCCAAGCAGGUGACCAUGGCAGAACUGAACGCCAUCAUCGGGGUACGUGGCCUACCAGGUCUACCUCCUACACAGCAGCAGUUGCAAGCUCAGCAUCUUUCUCACGGCCACGGACCCCCGGUACCCCUAACGCCUCACCCGUCGGGACUUCAGCCUCCUGGAAUCCCGCCCCUCGGGGGCAGCGCUGGCCUUCUCGCGCUGUCUAGUGCUCUGAGUGGGCAGUCUCACUUGGCAAUAAAAGAUGACAAGAAGCACCACGAGGCAGAGCACCACAGAGACAGAGAACCAGGCACAAGUAAUUCCCUCUUGGUACCUGACAGUCUAAGAGGCACGGAUAAACGCAGAAAUGGGCCUGAGUUCUCCAAUGACAUUAAAAAAAGAAAGGUGGAUGAUAAGGACUCCAGCCACUAUGACAGCGAUGGAGACAAGAGUGAUGACAAUUUAGUUGUGGAUGUAUCUAAUGAGGACCCUUCUUCUCCUCGGGCAAGCCCAGCCCACUCACCGCGGGAAAAUGGAAUCGACAAAAACCGCCUUCUAAAGAAAGAUGCUUCGAGCAGCCCAGCAUCCACGGCCUCCUCGGGAAGUUCCACUUCUUUGAAAUCCAAAGAAAUGAGCUUGCAUGAAAAAGCCAGCACGCCUGUUCUGAAAUCCAGCACGCCAACGCCUCGGAGCGACCUGCCCACGCCGGGCGCCAGCGCCACCCCAGGCCUCCGUCCUGGCCUGGGCAAGCCUCCAGCCAUGGACCCCCUCAUUAACCAAGCGGGAUGGGGUUUUCAUUUGGAAUUGGUACCGGGCAAUGGAAAGUUCGGACUGAAGGAGAAUUCUUGGAUUUUAUCAAGAAAAUCUUCUUUUGAGAUUAAGUCAGCAGCCGGUUUGAGGACGCCCCUGGCGGUGCCGGGCCCGUACCCCGCGCCCUUUGGAAUGGUCCCCCACGCGGGCAUGAACGGCGAGCUGACCAGCCCGGGCGCCGCGUACGCGAGUUUACACAACAUGUCUCCGCAGAUGAGCGCCGCGGCCGCCGCCGCCGCCGUGGUGGCCUACGGGCGAUCCCCGAUGGUUGGCUUUGAUCCUCCCCCUCACAUGAGAGUCCCUACCAUCCCUCCAAACCUGGCAGGAAUCCCUGGGGGGAAACCUGCAUACUCCUUCCACGUAACUGCAGACGGUCAGAUGCAGCCCGUCCCUUUCCCCCCCGAUGCCCUCAUUGGCCCCGGCAUCCCCCGCCACGCUCGCCAGAUCAACACCCUCAACCACGGGGAGGUGGUGUGCGCGGUGACCAUCAGCAACCCCACGAGGCACGUGUACACGGGUGGGAAGGGCUGCGUGAAGGUCUGGGACAUCAGCCAGCCUGGCAACAAGAGCCCCGUCUCUCAGCUCGACUGUCUGAAUAGAGAUAAUUAUAUCCGUUCCUGUAAACUGCUACCUGAUGGCUGCACUCUCAUAGUGGGAGGGGAAGCCAGUACCUUGUCCAUUUGGGACCUGGCGGCUCCAACUCCACGGAUCAAGGCAGAGCUGACGUCGUCGGCCCCCGCCUGCUACGCCCUGGCCAUCAGCCCCGACUCCAAGGUCUGCUUCUCGUGCUGCAGCGACGGCAACAUCGCCGUGUGGGAUCUGCACAACCAGACACUAGUGAGGCAAUUCCAGGGCCACACAGACGGAGCCAGCUGUAUUGACAUUUCCAACGAUGGCACCAAGCUCUGGACAGGCGGUUUGGACAACACGGUCAGAUCCUGGGACCUGCGCGAGGGGCGACAGCUGCAGCAGCACGACUUCACCUCACAGAUCUUCUCCCUGGGUUACUGCCCCACCGGAGAGUGGCUGGCCGUGGGCAUGGAGAGCAGCAACGUGGAAGUCCUCCACGUGAACAAGCCUGACAAGUACCAGUUGCAUCUACAUGAGAGCUGUGUCCUGUCUCUAAAAUUCGCUUAUUGUGGUAAAUGGUUUGUGAGUACUGGAAAAGAUAACCUCCUCAAUGCCUGGCGGACCCCCUAUGGAGCCAGUAUAUUCCAGUCCAAAGAGUCCUCGUCCGUGCUGAGCUGUGACAUCUCUGUGGACGAUAAAUACAUAGUCACUGGCUCAGGGGACAAGAAGGCUACAGUCUAUGAAGUUAUCUACUGAAAACAUCAUAUGGUUUAAUGUCUAUAGUUGAAUUGGGCCAAAAUGUUUUGAAUUUGUAGAAAUAGAAAAGUUGUAACUUUAAAGAAAAAACACACAGAAACCUGUUUCCAAACCUUGACACGAAACUACGUUGAGUCUACAAAGAGGAGGCGCCGAGUCCAUUAUGGAGGGUCACCUAUCUGCCUGGACCAAAUGGAGCAGCGAGGUAGAGUGGACAGCGGGGCCAAGGGCUGUAGGACUGAGGAACGGAAUUGGCCGACUCACGUCAGCGCCCGUCAUUUUCUUUCCACGUGACCUCCUGCCGAUCAAUCGCACAUUGCCUGAGUGUGAGACCCUUUCUGUUCCUUGCGGUUCACCUCACUUUCCGUCCUUUGUAGAGCAGUGGCGUCUCCAGUGAACUUGUUUCCUGGUUUUGCGUCUUGUGAAAUGUUUUGUUUAGUUUUGUUUUUGUAUUUUUGUUGAAGGUUAAACAUUUGUAUAAAUUGUAAAUAUAUUUGGUUUAUUACAGUAAAGGCUUUAGUACCAAUAA